CGAGGACAUGCACUUUAUGAACAAUUGAGUUCGACAACCACGCGAUAAAAACAUACCAGACUAGUUUUUAUAAUCAGGAUGUGGGCUUUACUGGCGACGACCUGCCUAUUGGCAGCCAGCGCCGCAGCAGACGAUUCCCUCCGAUCAGCGCUACAUGCUGUGCAGAAGCGGCAACGGGACCUCAGCCCGCAGGAACCUCUCUACUUUAACAGGCCCAACAUGAUGUACAGUGAGGGACAGCCUGAAGACAUCGGAUAUGGGUACCAGAAGACUGUACCAGGAACGCCUGGGCUAUUCGAAGCCCUUCCCAUUCCAGCAUCAGCUUUAGGGGCAUCGUAUGAUACUUCCAAACCUAUUGCGGGAUUUUUCUUAGAUGAUAAGUAUAACAUUCCAUCCUCAAAACGAUCCAUCUUCCGAGAGCGAGGUGAUUCCGCUGAUGCUUUGCAAAGGAUUUAUGAAGAAAAUCAACAAGAUGACGACGGCCCACUAUUGAUACCAUCUCCUUUUAGGGAACGAAUGUCUGAAAAAUCGCGACUCCAAAACGCUCACGCAUUGGUAAGGAAUUUCGGCGGCUUGAAUAGGCAACCCGAAGACCAGUUAGGCGAUGAUGACUACAUCAAUGUCCUCAAUAAUAUUUGGGAAAAAUACAAGAACGAGGAAGAUCCGGAGGAUAUCACUGAAGCAGAUGUAGAGGAUAUUUUAGAAUACCUCGCUCGAAAGGAAGAAAAGAAGAGACAACAGUAUGGAAACUACGACACAGGGUACGAUUUUUUUAAUGCUCCUAUGUCUUGGACAAAGCGUGAGCCCAGAAUGGAAGCACAUCAUAAAAGAUAUCAUGAAACCCUAUUUGAUGAAAGAUAUCCCUACCGCGGUCCUCAAAAAAGAUACCCUAUCACUAAAAGAUCACCAACAGUCGUUGCCAGCACUUCGGUCUCACACAGGCAUAAGAAGAACACACCAGAAAAACAACAAACAGAUCCGAAAGUUGCUGCCGAACUGAAUAACAUUUUUUCUUCUCCCCAAAAAACGGGCAAGAAUCACACUGAAACGACAACUACGACACAAGUGCCAAACACAACACAGACCCCUGGUCAAAAAGAACAGACUGGGGAUAACAGUUCCUUGAAGCCACUGGAAGUGAAAAAGAAGUCCAUUAACUGGUCAGACUACUUUGGGAUAGAUCGAAGAAAGAAAUCAGCAGAUUCAGAAAUAAACAACGAAUGGUUAGCAAGGAAAUAUUUAGAGAAAUAUGGAUACUUUGACAAGGAUAAAGAUCAGAUGAGUAUGGAGAACCAGAAAAAACGACCUGAUGAUGUUGAUAAUAAGAUGCGAGCUAUGGAGGAUCUUAUUGUUGACCAGGCAAUCAAGUACACAGGCGCUCAUGAGGGAACUACAGACAGCAAAGAAAUACAGGAAGUGAAGGACAAGGUGAUGGCACAGCUAGCUGCAGCUUACAGCCUUGAGAAAAUGAGAAGAGCUUUGGGUGAGUUCAAAGCUAGUAUAGCAGCACAACGGGCCAACAAUCCUUCAGGAAAUGGAGUGGUUAUGCCUAAACAAGACCAAGAAUUGAAACCCAAACUUAUGAAAGACAAACCAGAGGCAGCAUCAGCUAAAAUGGAGAAAAAGGAUAUCCCAGAAAUUCGAAAUGAAGUAGCAGAAAUUGGCAACUUACAUGGAAGAGAAUGUCCAGUUCUUCAGGGAGUAGAAAUGAGGUGUAAGGAAGUGGCCAGUAUGUCUGGAGACAGAGCACAAGUUUUUCUUCCACUUUGUAACUUACAUCAUAUGUGCUACCUCUGUGGUGCUGUUCUAAGAGCUGCUUCACCAAGAGAAUGUGACACUGCCUUUCUUGAGGAGGCAGAGUCCGUCUGCAGAGAGGAUCCGUCUUGUUACUACAUGGCCAGAAGAACUCUUUCAGUCGCCCGCUCCUUGAAGCCGGAUCCCAACCUCGUCUGUGAUUGGAGGAACAGCCCCUGCCUUGCUCAGUUUCUCUCCCUAACCACCGAAAAAUGAUAAAUCUCCGUUUGAUUAUUUCUCCUUGGUGUUUAUUUAAAUGUAGUUUGUUUCAUGUACCCUGGCUCCCUGUUCUCCUGCCAAUGCUGUGCGGUCUAAGGCCUCCCUGAAAGAGUGUGUGUAGCUAUAAAGCUUGUGUGUGAAAAAAAUACAUGUGAAAAAAUUGUAAAAAAUACUUGAUUUAUAUGUUAAGUAAAUUUAUUUCAGUUAAAUAAAAUGGAACCUUAAAUACGUAACAUUUUAUUUCUAUAACUGGUGACACCAGAAAAUUAAAAUAUGCCACAAAAAAAAAAUAUAUAGGAGAGCUCUACUUUACACAGCAUACUUCCUUGAAUGUUUUAAUGAAUAUCAUAACUGAGGGCUUUCAGCAAAUUUUAUUUAAAACAUAUUUAAAGCUUUUAUUUAUCUAUUUUUUUCUGAAGUUGGAAUUAUAAAAUAUACACAAACAUAACACUUUCCUGUAGAUGUAAUUGACAAUAUACCUUAUCCCCGUCCAAGUAAUAUUCUGAUUUUUCAAAUGAUAAAAUAUUAAAAUCUUAAAAUUUUCAUUUUACCUUACUCCAAAAUGGCUCUAUUAAUAGCAUGACUAUAGACAAUACAAAGUAUAAAAGUAGAAUAAGUAAUUGUCAUUUGGUUUUCGAAUUGAAGUGGAUUGUUUGAAGGAAAUUUUAAACUCAUUUGAGUAGAAUAUAUUGUAUUUAGUUAUUGAGAGUAUAAAUUGUAGAAAUUCUGUGAUUUAAUAAAUUAAAGUGGGAAUUUUAUUUCAAUUCUUUCAUUCAUUUUGCUUGUUUGCCAAUAUCCAUUUAAUUGUAAAUUUAUGAAAAUAUAUAUGUUAACGUUAAUUUAUUUUAUUGUAAUGUAUCUUCAAAAUUACUGUUUGAUAAAUAACAUAGAAGAAAGGAUUUGUGUAUUAAUUUUUGCAAGGAUGUAAACUUACUUUCUAUACCACGAAUAGGAAAAAAUAUUAUUCAAGUACAUACAUUUCAUGAUACUAAAAAUAUUCUAAUGAGUAUACUACAAAUAGUAGGCUAAUGAUUGUGGAAAUAUAGAAAAUUAAUAUAUUUUAGAAGGCAUUUUGUACUUUUUUUUUACCUUUUAAUUAAUAAUUAUAGUUCAAUCAAGUUGUAUCC
Nezara viridula (southern green stink bug) is the source of this 3140-nucleotide messenger RNA. NCBI's taxonomy places the organism in Eukaryota, Metazoa, Arthropoda, Insecta, Hemiptera, Pentatomidae. The record is from the annotation of a GenBank genome assembly.